CUCUCUCUCUCUCUCUCUUCUUUUUUAAACCCACCAUCUAAUGUCUCCCACCCCAAACAUUCAUCAACAAAAACAAAACCAAACCAACUCCCACCCAAAAAGGUCACUCUUUUCAUCUUAUCCCUCACCCUAUUUCUGCUUUUGUCUUUCUAUUCGUUCUCUUUUCUCCUCCCUAACUCAAAAGGUAGAACAUAUGUGGCAAGCACAGGCCAGCAAAUCUUCUUAUGGAGAAUCUAUCAAAGCUCUUGAAGCUGACAUACAACAUGCCAAUAGCUUGGCAGCUGCUCUUCCCAAAGAUUAUGGUGGGAACUGCAUCCAAAUGAGAUUAUCUUAUAGCCCCUUUGCCCCCAUUUUCCUGUACUUCAUUGAAUGGAUGGAUUAUAGUUGCACUGAUAUACUCCCCAAUUAUUUAGGCCUUCUCCACAUACUUGUAUACAAGGUUUAUAUGGAUGGAAUGCCUUCAAUGUCCUCCAAAGAACAGAAGGUCACUUUAAGGGAAUUUUAUGCUGUGAUAUACCCUUAUCUUAGACAACUUGAAGGCGAGUUUAACGAACUGGAAGAUAAUAAUAAUCAUAAUUACAAUAAUAAGAAAAGCCGAUGCACAGAUGUUUUGAGCCGAAAGAAGAUGGAAGGCUGGAGGAAGCUGUCGGAUAAAGAUCAAGAUAGAGAUGAUGAAUGUGGAAUAUGCAUGGAAAACUGUACAAAGAUGGUGUUGCCCAACUGUGGGCAUUCCAUGUGCAUCACCUGCUUCCAUAAUUGGUACCAUCAAUUGCCCUUUUCACUUGUUCUUGUUUAAGAAAAUUGGAAAGCAUUUUACACACUGGGGAUAACCUGUGAAAAUAUUUGUUCUGUGAUGUA
This is a messenger RNA of Prunus mume (Japanese apricot), 858 nucleotides long. The record is from RefSeq and is a predicted model, not a curated record. Lineage: Eukaryota; Viridiplantae; Streptophyta; Magnoliopsida; Rosales; Rosaceae.